This is a messenger RNA of Anopheles coluzzii, 2833 nucleotides long. RefSeq names its product E3 ubiquitin-protein transferase MAEA (gene Kaz). The transcript is spliced from 3 exons. Bases 464 to 1648 code for a protein of 394 amino acids. The record is from RefSeq and is a predicted model, not a curated record. Gene Ontology annotation, cellular component: nucleus; GID complex; cytoplasm. Gene Ontology annotation, molecular function: protein binding; ubiquitin protein ligase activity. Lineage: Eukaryota; Metazoa; Arthropoda; Insecta; Diptera; Culicidae. Gene Ontology annotation, biological process: proteasome-mediated ubiquitin-dependent protein catabolic process.
UUUACUCUACGGCCAACAGCGCCCAAGUGUGGCUGAGAUGGCGAACUUUGUUGUUGUGGCAUAAAAGAAGCUAGAGUGUUGGAGAUAAAAGAAAACUCACGAGAAAAGCAGUCAGCGUAGUUCAGGUUUGGCGUAGCGAAUUCGUGUCUUUCCAAUCCUUACAUCGUUCGCUAUCGAAACCACGCAGAGAUCGACAACUUACCUCGGUUGCUUCCUCGUAAGUGCCAGCCUUUGCAGUACAGUGGCUAGAAUGAGAUGUAGUUGGCGACAAUCGGAAGCAAACACGAACGCAAUAUCUUUGUUACACCGUUCUGGUUUGGGUGGUUUCAUUGCCACCAUUACUGCUGCGAGACACAAACAGCACCAACAGCAUCAGCACCACCAGCAACAGCAGUGACGUCUAGUGUGAAUUUUUUCCUUUAACAUACACAACGCAAUCUCAGGCAUUAUCUUCGAGGCAGCAAUGGCCGAAAUCCGUGCAAUGGAACAUCCUACCCUGAAGGUACCGUAUGAAAUUUUGAACAAACGCUUCCGAAUCGCUCAAAAGACAUUGGAUCGCGAAUUGAGCCAGAUACAGAAUGUGGCGUCCGAGCUGGAGAAGGAACUGACGGAGGGAUCCGACAGUACGGAAAUAUCGCGUCUUCUGGGCGGGGUAGUCGAAAGGCUGCAGGUGCUGAAGCGCAAGGCCGAGGAAAGUAUCUCCGAGGAGCUGUCGGCCGGGUUCGUCUGCAAACGGCGGCUGGAGCAUCUGAAGCAGAACGUCAAUCCGCCAGUCGAUGCCACCACGCUGGAACUGCAGGCAGCUGCCACGAACCAGUGGAAGAAGAUCCGGCUGGACCGCAUGAUCGUGGAGCAUUUCCUGCGCCUGGGAUACUACGACACCGCGGAACGAUUGGCUGAGCGCAGCGGAAUCCGCGAUCUGACCAACCUGGACAUCUUCCAGGUGACACGCGAAGUGGAGCGCGAUCUGGUGAACCGUUGUACGGUGAAGUGCAUCGCCUGGUGCAAUGACAACAAGUCGAAGCUGAAGAAGAUAAACUCCACGAUCGAGUUCCAGCUGCGCGUGCAAGAGUUCGUCGAGCUGAUCCGCGACGAUAAGCGACUGCUGGCGGUGCGCCAUGCACAGAAGUACUUCCCGGCGUUUGAGCACGAGCAGCUGAAGGAGAUACGCCAGUGUAUGGCACUGCUGGCCUUCCCGGUGAGCACGGAGAUCGAACCGUACAAAACGCUGUUCGAUCCGCAGCGCUGGCACGAUCUGGUGCUACACUUCCGGCUGGAAAACUAUCGGCUGUUUCAGCUGCCGGCCCAGUCGGUACUGAGUGUGGCCGUACAGGCGGGCAUUUCAGCACUGAAAACGCCCCAAUGCUAUUCGCACACAUCCAAAAACAUGAACUGCCCGGUAUGCCAGGAGAAUGUGAACGAGAUAGCGGAGAAUUUGCCGUUCUCGCACUGUGCCCAGAGUCGGCUGAUUUGCAGAAUUACUGGCAAACCGUUGAAUGAACACAACCUGCCGAUGAUGCUACCAAAUGGACAGAUCUUUGGUCAGCAAGCGAUCGAGCAGAUGCGUCGCGAGAACGACGUACUUGUCUGCCCCAAAACAAACGAAACGUUCCGUUCGCCAAAGAUUGAAAAGGUGUUCGUGAUGUAGUAGCAUCACCGGUACAUCCUCCGAUCGAGCAGCAUAUAUAACAGGGCUGCUGGAAGAUCAACAUCAAUCUGCAGCAAGAACGUUAAUAUGCUACGUAAGCGAGUUUCUUCACAGUCCGUUUGGGCUUAUUUUCCUCUUCUUUUAAUACGAAUUAUUUAGAGUUAGUUAUGCAUCGGACGGAUGAGUACGGUCCUACGAUAUUCUUUUAUCUUGAAUUGUUAUGAUUUUUUAAUUCGCCCCUUGUUCAUGAAAUUAUCCCCCAACAAUAGCAACCAGGCAAACGACAUGAUCGAUUAACGAAUGCACUAGAAGCCUAGUCGAACCAAAAACAUGAUAAUCUUACCUUUUAAAUGCGUUUAUUGAUUUCAUUCUCUGCGUUUCUGCGAGAAUCACAAUAUGGUCUCUUUUUUAUUAUUAAUUUGUUAUGUUGCAUGUUCGAUGCUCUUGGUUUGAGAAGAAAAGAGAACUACCACAAAACAACACCCGCUCGCUAGCAUAUGAAUGCAGUCGAUUAUCGCACCAUUGUUUUGUUUGUUUUUUUCGAUUCCUUUUUUAUAACAUUAAUAAUAUUAAGCAAAAAAAAAUGUGUGAUCAUCUCUCAGCUACGAUUAAGAACAUUAAUUUCCCACACUUGCUCGGAAAAUGUGUACAUUCGAACCAUAUAUUCGACAUCUGAUAGCUCUAAGACUCUGCAUAAACAAGCCGCCAACAAAUCCACCAUCAGAUAUAUCGAUAAGGGUAAAAGGUAUAUGACGUCAGACCUAAUUUAUGACCCAACCUUACAAGAUUACUCUCCGGCUUCGAGAUGCGAUUGUACAAGGUGAAAAAGGCGAAGGAAAUACCAUGAAGGAAACACCCGAAUAGGAUAGGAGAGCACAGAAAAUGACGAGAAUGUUCAAAAGAAUCAGAAAUAUCGAACUUAGCGAUAUCGCUACGCCCAGAAGCAAUUUUGCCAAGGUAUCGAUGCUAUAGGUUGGUCUGCUUUGUUCGGGAGCAGAAAAGAAGAUGAGUCAAAAACACGCAAUAAGAUAUAAUUUUGCAUGCGAUAGUAUGUUAUUGAUAAGAAGUUUAGAAUUGCGGUGCAAUGCCCGAUAAUUAUCGCGAUUAAGAGUGACACGAAAGGUUUGCUAUAUGAUUUUCAAUAAAAAUUAUGAAAAAAAUGAUUGCAUGAUUGCAACGGGACAA